Osmia bicornis bicornis is the source of this 7885-nucleotide messenger RNA. It is a transcript of the gene Stim, whose product is annotated as stromal interaction molecule homolog. NCBI's taxonomy places the organism in Eukaryota, Metazoa, Arthropoda, Insecta, Hymenoptera, Megachilidae. Gene Ontology annotation, biological process: intracellular calcium ion homeostasis; activation of store-operated calcium channel activity; store-operated calcium entry. The record is from RefSeq and is a predicted model, not a curated record. Gene Ontology annotation, molecular function: protein binding; calcium ion binding; calcium channel regulator activity. Gene Ontology annotation, cellular component: endoplasmic reticulum; plasma membrane.
UUGUAAAAUGAUUAAUAUAAUCUAAAAAGGGCUCCGUGAUGAUUAGUCGGUGUGUUUUUGAGAAUCUCCCGAGUAUUUCGAAUACUCAUCUCGUGGAAGUAUCAAGCUGCCCAGUAAACAUUUUAGAAAUGAUUUUCGCGCUGCAUUGGCGCUGGCAAUGCGCUACCAUGGCAAGUGCAACGUCGAGCCAAUAACAUCUCGCGUAUAAUCGUGGACAGGACCAAUUGAAUUUUCUAUUUUUUGCGCGUAAAAAGGUGCACCGUUGUUUCCGAUCUAAAUUAAUUAUUUUUCGCAACGUUGUUCGUGGACGGUUGGCCUUGAUAGAAAAACUCAACUCGGACCGAGCAGUGUACUUAAUUAAUAAAUCAAUCGAUUCGCCUUAAAAAAGAGAUCUCGGACGUUGACCGACGCCUUGAUGGAACCAAUAACGAUGCUGUGCAACUCGUUCAUGGGCCUACUGUAAUAUCUCAUAAUUGGUUCACUCGUGUUAUGCACUCGUCAAAUUGCAUUACCACCCCGGUUUUGAUAACUGUAACCUUGACUGUAUUCACUAUUGCGGCUCUACGUCAAAGGUGACAACGGGCCAAGAGUAUUUGGUUUUACUUCACUUGUAGCAACUGCGCAAGGGUGGCGCGAGGUGUCAGUGACAAGGUGUAGCUAACCUUAAAAUGCGAGCAUCCGUGAUUACUGAUGUGAUUGUACUGUUCGGGCUACACUUCUUGUAUUGGUGUUGCAACACGGUAGAUGCUAGCGGCGGUGCCCUCGACUCAAGCCCGAACUAUCAGUCUGGCUCCUCUGGAAGCUCACAUUCCAAAAAUUCAGCAUUCUCUGCUACGCUCACAGAUGGACUGGCACAGGCUGUGGCCCAUGAAGCUGGUUCCGAUACUUGUAAUGAUGACCUAGCUUGUCUCACAAUGGCUUCUCAUGAUCGACUAGGUUUAGAAGCUAUCAAAUCACUCCACAGCCAACUAGACGACGAUGCCAAUGGAAAUGUAGACCUAUCAGAAUCGGAUGAUUUUUUAAGGGAAGAAUUACAAUAUGAAGCUGGGUAUGAAAGAAGACAGAGGGCCUUUCAUCAUAAUGAUGAUAUGCACAUCAGUGUUAGAGAACUUUGGGAGGUGUUAAGGUCAGAGGUUCAUAAUUGGACUAUAGAACAAACAUCUGAAUUGUCUACUAAUGUGGAGCUUCCUCAAUAUGUUCCUACUUUUAUACAACACCGUGUAACUGGUGCUACACUUCCAAGAUUGGCUGUGAACAACAUGCACUACCUAAGCAAUGUAUUAGGGAUUAAAGAUCCCAUCCAUAAACAAAAAAUUGCAUUAAAAGCUAUGGAUGUAGUUCUUUUUGGACCACCAAAGGUAAGCAUACAUAGAAAAAUAUUGAUAUUAAUAACAUUAUUAUUUGGAGCACUUAUUGGAUGCUGGUAUGCGUAUCAGCAAAAGAAAAAUUCACAAAAACAUCUUCAUAGAAUGAUGAAAGAUAUGGAGAGCUUACACAAAGCAGAAUUGGCACUUGAAGACUUGCAAAAAGAACUCGAGAGGGCACGGAUGGAACAAGAAAGUGCCGCUACAGAGAAACAAAAUUUAGAGAAACGUUUACAAGACGAAACAAUGGGAUUACACGUAUCAUAUUCGGAUCUCGAAGUUUCUCAAUUAAAAGCUGAAAUAGAAAUGUUGAAAAAUGAAUUACAACGUGCAGAGGGCGAACUUGAAGACAGAUGUUGGUCCCCUCCUCCAGGAUUACAACAUUGGUUACAGUUAACUCAUGAAAUUGAGAAUAAAGGGUAUACGAAGAAAAAAAUAGCAGCGGAAAAACAAUUACAACAAGCACGCGAAGCAUGUGAAAAAUUACGAAAGAAACGAUCGAGCUUAGUAGGAGCAUUUGUUUCGACCCAUGGAAAAUCUAUCGACGAGGUCGACAAAAGUAUAGUCGAAGCAAGAACCGCGUUAAAUGAAGUAACAGCGGAACUGCAAGAAAGAGUAUACCGUUGGAAACAAAUCGAACUCCUAUGCGGUUUUAAUAUAGUCAACAAUAAUGGUCUAAGUUAUUUAGAAACUGUUCUCUACCGGGGGGCACCGAAUGGGCGAGGUCUUGGACUUAGAGGUCGACUCAGCAGCCAAGAUGACUUAGAAGACGAAUCAAGCUCAAUGUACUCGCCUUCCACGUGUGGUGCCGCAGGCACCCUGGACAGCCUGACGUGGAAGGAGUCGUCGGUACCGCCGGACUCUUCGAGCAGCGAAACCGGCAAGGAUACACCACCGGAAAGCAGCGUGGUGCACUUCACCGUUGGCGAGGGUCCCGAGGAGCCUGUGAAACCGAUUAGCAAAGAUAAAUCAAGUAUCGCGCGUUCGUACAGUCAGGACAUCAACAUGCUCCUCGCGAUCGAGGACAAGACUACCUCAUCAUUCCUGUCGAAGACCUCGUACUCGGAGAACUCGUUGGAUUCGCCGAUUCAGGAACGAGCCGGACACCAAAAAGCCGUUUCAUCGACGGCGAUGAACACCACCGGGACCGCAACGGUCAGCACAAGCACAGCGAUGACGAGCAGUCAGAAGAAAACGUUGAAGGAACUGCCUCCGGUUAUGUCGGUAGACGAGGAGACUUUGUCCACCGACUCCAACUCUACUACCGACAACGACGAGAUGAAACGAAGACGCAGGAAGAUAUUGUUCCCGGCGUUUAGGAAGAACAAGGCCAAGGUCACGUGAUGAAUGCCCGCUAGUCAGAUAUUAAAUCGUACAUCGCGUUGUACCAUUACUUAAAACGCUGUAACUCUUAACGAUUAGUUGGUUAAACCGCGACGUGCACUUAACAAUUUGCCUCCGAGAACCGGCUCGUAAUUGAUUACUGAAUCAGUUACUCGUCGAGUUUUCUACGUAUGUGUAAUACGUGUACGCAUAUACAUGUACGGUCGCGUGUUACUUAGGCUUCCCUUUGUUCGAAGGAAGUGUAGGUGAACUAGAGAAGCCUACGUUGCACUCGAGUAUACCGUACAUGAUAGAGAGACAUGUUUAGCAAGAUGGAACGUUCAAUGUAAUAGGUUGGCCUCGAGGUCUACGGAGUUAGGUUCAUCAUUGGCGUUUUCAUUCUUGUUAAAGCCAGUUGUUAUCAGAAUUGACUGUUUAAUCAUUUGUUUUAUUAACCAUCUGCAUUAUAAACGUUAAUCUGUCCGUGCCAAACCCAUUCAAAAGGAGCUAAAUUAUUUGUAUGUUGUUCAUUUUAGUUGAUUCUGAUAGACUCUUGGUUUGGUGUACAGUUUUACCUCUUGUAAUAUAAAUGUCACAGUUGCAUUUUUUUAAAUAAUGAAAUAUGCAACUGUGUCACGCCAAUGUAGAACCAAUUGUACAGUGUAUAGUAGUAGAAUCUCAGGGCGCAGUUGGAUUUAAAAUGUGUCCAGUAGAGUAAUAUCCUGAAGAAUAUCAGAUGUAUUUCGGUAGACAUAUUGGACACAAGUUAAACUCAAAAUUUGUUAAUAGUACUAUCUGUGAAAGCCUUAAGGAUCUUGUUAAUUAAGCGAACAGACCUCGUGGCUGACGCUAAUGCAAUAGGUCUUUAAAAUGAACGUUCCGCUAUGCUACUGUCGCGUAGGAUGUUUUUGGUGCCCCGGUGUGUCUUCCGUUUUGCCAAAUCUUCCGUUCUGUUUGCAACAGAGACACCCACCAAGCGACGUCCAACCUUUAGGUAACUAGAUUAUAAAACUCGCAAUACUGAAAAUUCUUCAGUAACGAUAAUAUUUUGGCUCAGGGGUGGGCGACGAACUCGCGAUCUUCUUCCUGUUAACCGUUUCAAAUUUCUAUAACAUCGAAGCUCUCUCUGCCCUCUUUAUUCGAGCCUUGAAAAAUUGAUUCGAUUAAAUCUUAUUGCAAUGUCUCUCUGAAGCGAAAGAAUCUCAAAUUUCUGUUACGCUCCUGUCGUCGAUUAACAAUUUUCUCACGAGCUGUAACUUUAAUUAUAUCCUGUGUCUCUCUAAAGAAACGGUUCUUUAUAUUUCUUCUUUUCUAUUUUCAAUACAGAAUCGGCUUAAAAUCAAUUGAUCGUUUAUUGUUCAAGGUCUUAAAGAAAAGGUAGAUGAUACUUAAGUGAACGUAAGCAAAGAACUUGUUCGUGGUAGAGGAAAUGAUCUUGAACGACCAAUUGAUUUUGUACAGACUAUACAUAUAUUAGAUCGUUGUCUAUGUUCCAUCUGACAUGCAACAGUCUGGUAGUAGCAAUUUAUUCGGUUCAUUCCUAUUUCUCAUCAUUGUCUCGUUCUUAGAAUGAUUUUGAAGGCCAGUAAACAGUUCACAAGUGUCUAUAAAGGUUUCAUCGGUAAAUCAUGAUUAAGAGGAGACUCGGUCUAACUAAUUGUGCGACGUUUUUUAAAAAGAUCUAGAUUUAUUAUUCCAGCGUCGAUAUUCGUUCGAAGAUACUCGCCCAUCCCUGCGUUUAAGCAUAACGAAAUUCUAACGCGCCGAACCUUUUCGUUUCACUGUUCUUUCCUCGAUUAAUCGUAGCCGUUAGCAUAUAUUUUCUUUCUCUCUAUUUAUCUAAGUUUUAUGGGUUCUUUAUCGGACGCUUUUAGCCUUCCAUCGUUGUACAAGCUGAGCACAAAUGAUCUUCUUCCGUUUUGCCACAUCGACCACUUUUCUUAUUAAACACGUUGCUCUCUUUUUCUAAUCUUAUUUAUCAAACAACUCUAUCGUUCGGUAUUGCUUCAUCUAUUUUGUGCUCUCGUAUCUCAACGAAGUGAAAAUGUUUUUAUACAAAUGUUGAAUAAAAUCCUGUUACCCAUAGAAUAAUCCUUUGAGGUCCAACUGCUGAACUGUACAUAGCAUACCAUUGAAAAAGCAAUAACUAUCGAGGCUACUGUUAGCCUUGUUCAGGGUUUGUCAUCCUCUUUUUUAGACGAAUUUAUAUUAAGAUAAAUCUAUAAGUAUUAUUAGAUUUAAUGGAAAAAGAGAAACCACGAAUCUCACGAACAGAUAUUCGUGAGAGGACCUCGAGGGAUUGUAUUAGUGGCAAACGAGAAGAAUUAAAAAGUAAAAAAAAAAAAAAUGUUACGUGCUUACCCGGUACUCGAGAAAGUAUCAAAAUUGUUCACGAUCUUCCACGAAAUUGUUCGCGCACGAAUCAAGGCAUUUUUUUUUUAUUAGUCGCGUUUUUCAUUUUUGACCCCGUAGCAUCGUUCACCUAUUUUUCUUUUCUUUUUUAACGUUUCGAUCACAUAGUAUUCUAAAGCCUGUUGCUGUACUUCACAUUUUAGAUUUAUAGUCUGUCUCGAAUCAAUGAUUCUUUUAAGGCCACCAUAGUUAGUCUUCCUGGGUUACUCAGUAAUAUUACUAUUUUCCUUUGCGUGUAAAAUAUCAAUCAUUGUGUGCAAUAAGGAGUAGCCUGAUUCUUUAUUUUUCUUAAAAUAAUUAAAAUAAUAAUAAGCGGGGGAGGAGUGACCUUAAGUGAUCAUUGAUUCUCAAUAGACUAUAGAAAUUAACUUAUUACCGCUUCUUUAUUGAACGAAGUGGUUUUUCCCUUUCUUAUCAUAAUAUUUUUUCUUCCUUUUGCCCUUUUUUUUUUUUUUUUUUAGAAUAUGUAUAUGUAUGCAUAGCAGCUUAAAUGCGGUGAGGCUGGAACUCUCUGAAAUGUAUAUCCACGUGUAAGGGAUAGUGUGAUAAGUUUUAACGGAAUUUUAAUCGACCUUGUUACACGGAUGUGUAAAGAUCGUUGUACAGACAAUUUCGACGUUUAUUUUUUUCGUGGAUGAAACGAUGAAGCGAGCUUGACACUUUUAGUUGAACUAGGGAACCUGGUUCAAGCUAGAAUAAUAUCUUACAAUUAGUUACGCCAAUGGCUAUUUUAACUUGCGUUUACUUUGCUGUGUAUUUCUCACUUGGUUCCACGAGUAGAGUUCAGACGUUACGUUGACCAUUGCGAUUAUUUCUUUCCGCAUUCCUUUCACCGGCUUCUUUUUCUUCCACUUGAUACUUUUAUCGUUAGCGUUCGAUCCUCUCCUGAUUGAUAAACUGACACACUUUAGUAUCUCAGGGCUUUGAUUGAACGAACCUCGAGAUUCAUUUUUUUAUGAAAAGGUUCGUUUCAGAUCGCGUCACUCCGGAGAGGCUGUUUAGAAAGCUUUUUAAUUACUAACACCCUUUAUUAACCCCAUAUCUCCACCCCAUCACCAUGAACAUCCUCAUCAUUUUUGCUCUUGUGCAUUCUCUGUCCCAUCAUAAUUGGUGAUCUAUUUUCCAUCUCUUCAUUUCUAUCCUUUUUAUUGAUUUUAUCAAGAGUUAAAUCAUCUAUUGCAUUUAUCAUGUUUACUCCUAUAAUAGUUGAAUCAUCUCCUUAAAUCAUCCUAUUAAAAUUAAUAGAUAUCAGUUUUUGCCAAAUUUUCAAUAUCCUUGAAGAUACUAAAUCAUUUUUCUAGAUGGAAUUGAGAACUAAAAAUUGGGGAAUUAUGUAGCUGUGUUAGGUGACUUUUCCCCGAGAAAGUAUGUAUUAUAUUGACUAUGAGAAUAGGUGUAUCAUAAAAGAGCAAUAAUGGAAGAAUCUGAAGUUUAAUGGACCAAGUUCGAUAAACGUACUAUGGAAAUAAGCGAAACGAUAGUUGAUACUUUAGGCUCAAUUAGUAGAUAAUUGAAAGCACAUUGUUACAUUUAAGAAUUCGAAGGAAAUUUUAUAAAAUCACAGCUACCGAGGUCUUCCGGAUUAACACGAUCCUCUAAUUACCGAAAUAUGCUUCACAAAAAUGAUUAACUCAUCGAAACUGACCGAUUACCAAUUGUUAUUUGCAUUCUGAAGAUUUUUAAAAUUUAGGAGGUGAAGUCGUGUCAAUUAUGACUCAGACUCGUAGUUAUCGUUAAUUCCCCAGUUUUUAUUGGGGAUGCCAAAUUUGCCAAAAACGCCUUUCAUUCUUUUAAAUUGAUAACUGUGAAUCGAUAAACCUUGUGACGUUUUUAUGGAGGUCCCCUUAUCACGAAAUAAAGCUGAGGGUGAAUUUUAUCAACCUCCUCGCGAUAUUUCUCCCUUCGCGUAAACCAUAAAUCCCCGUUCAACCCUGGUUAAAUCUAAUUGAAAUAGGAAUUCAAUAAAAAAAGAAAAAGAAAAAUGGAAAUUAAGAAUCAUACCGUCCAAGUACGAGAUUCAUGCCUUAUCAAUAUUCACGGUCGUUGCAAUAUCAAAUGACUUGUCCGUUUUGAAACAAGGAAAUGAUCCAUCUACGUUUUGUAAGAUAAAGCGAACAUCAAACGAUAAUUGUAUGAGAAUAAAAUGUGUCAGUUUUGUUACAGUGUCUUAAUUGAAAAAGAGACCACGAAUAGAUUUGUUGUUACUCCUUAGGAUCUUCGAGCAAUACGUUCUAUGAUUUACGAAUUACGUUUACUUAUAAAGGGACAGUUUCUAAAAUUAUGUAUAUCUUGUUAAUGUUGUAUUACCUCGUAGUGACCACCUGAAUCCAAUUCGCUAAUUGCUAUUAGAGACAGAGAGUGAAAGUAGGAAUAAAAGAGUGAGAAUGGGAGAGAGAAUGCACAGUUUGAGAAAAGGUACAUGUUAUCUUAUAAUUUAUGUAUACUACCAGCUAAGGGUAUGAGAUUGUAAAAAUUCUCUUAAUAAUUAUCAAGCAAUAAAAGACACUCAAAUUUUAUGCAUAUAAAAUUCGAAAAUUGAUGUUACAAUAUAAAAAGAUGAAAAGAAAGUAAGAAUAAUUCUAGAGUUAUAUACAAUUCAGCUGGUAGUGUAUAGGUGUACUUUUGCGACGACAGCAAGGGUUUAUUCAAAGUUGAAUUUAUUUUAGAUAAAUAUUUAAAUUAUUCCUAAUUAAUACUGUUAUACGAUUGGUCACCUCGGUGGCGCGAAAGGUCUUCCUUGUAAUGCGACAGAGACAUUUUUCAAAAAUAAAAGAAAUUCCACAAUA